CAACUUUACUCGUUUUUGGCAGGUAAAACGAUGCCACUUAUAUUUGUGUAUCAUUUUCGGUGGUGACCGCAGAAACAGUUUACCUCGUAUGGUAGGUACUCAAGUUCUUCAGUCACCAACGCGCAAGCGAUAUUGCAUGCGUCUCCAGGAUCCCUUUCCGUCACGCUGCGUCGCAGUGAUGGGUGGACUGUGCUGAGCUCUCCACAAAAGCAUCCCUUAAAUUUGCAGUUCUGCUGCUGCCUCCUUGCAGGCACAGACAAGGCUCUGAAGGACCGCAGCGAUCACCACAGGCUCACGAACUGAUCAGAUGUCUUGUGCACGGUUGCAGCUGCUGCAACGCAUCCUUUGGAAACGCAAAUGGCUUCCAGUCUAAGGAGUGCGCAGAGAGAUUUCGCCGAAUUGGAUACCUGCGGAGGGGACCCCCGAAUCCGGUGCGCGGUGAGAGCAAUACGCUGGGGAGCAGCUGCUUGUUCAUGGAAAAACGGACGGAGAGUCGGUCAGCAGGGAAUGUUCGUAAAAUGUAUGGUAUCCAUAGGAAUGCUCCUACUUCUGCUGCAGUGUGCAGUGGCAGUUGAGGAUGACUCCAAUUAUGAGACAUCGGGGUCUUCGGCCUCACCUCAGGAUCCAGUCACCGCGGCGACGCCCUCUCACCUGCUGGCCGGCUUCAUGAUGCUAGAGGAGGAUACGCUCUCGAUCGUCCAAUCGGAUGGCUCGAGUCCUGUAGCGAGCACGCGAGAGCAGCCGGCCUUCUCGUCCAUCCUGACGCUGCUGGCCGGCUCGGCCCGGCGGCCCCAGAACCUCAUCCAGCCCAGAGGGUCCCCGGCGGGGAACCGGACCACCCAGUGGCGCACCGACGACUUGAUCGAACGAGCUGAGCCAUCCUUCACCUCUUCUUCUUCAUCCUCCUCCUCCUCCUCUUCGAUCCUGGGGCCGAUCGGCAACUACUCUUUUGGUUCAGAAGAACCAGCAAUGGAUGAUUUGCUCACAUCCAGAGAAGCAGGUGAUUUUUCUAAAGAGAAUGACUCUAGUGCAUCCCCCUCCCUGAUGAGGAUUACAGACUCACCACCUCCAUCACCUGCACCAGCAACCCAGAAGACCUUACUCCAGUUCACCACCAUGACCUCCACCACAAUAGCUCCAGCCACAACCACUACCACCCUGGCUACAACCACCACUCAAUCCACCACCACUACAACAAGGCCCACAACAACAGUACCAACCACCACCACAACCACCACCACGACGACUGCAGCACCACCCAGGACGUCAGCCCCAGUGCGGCCACCAGCCCGCACCUUAACCAUUCAGAUCCCCAGGACUAGUGCUCCCAGGAUAACCACCACUGUUCUGACCACCACCACCACCGCAGGGCCGCCACCACCCAAGUGCAACAUCACCAACCGCAUGUUGGUAAAAUCAGGAGAGCUCUUGGUCCUCAGAGACACAGUAGACACAGUCAUGCAGGGCCAGUUCACGUCGCACCGGAACAAGGUGGAGACCCUGUUCACAGUGCCCAAUGUGACGGUGGGGUAUUACGUGGUCCGGGGGGACACGGUGUACACUCCGGCCGCGGUGGCGGAGGCGCUGAGUGCGUACGGUGCAGAGCGUCUGAUGGGGGACGUCCGGCAAUUUGUGCCGUUAGUCCAGGCCAUCCCCAUCCCAGCCAUGGCCUGGACUCCCAGUCCAGGCAUCGCACUGCGGCUGAAGACAGUGCUCAGGUUUGUGAACGCAGAGGACGACCUACAGUCCUGCCGGUUCUCUCAGAUGAUGGAGCAGCGUCUGGAGAAGGCCUUUGCAGAGGCUGAGGCCAAAGUGCUUCACUCCCAGAGCAGUCUCUCUGUGCAGAUCCUGAGUGCGUCCCAGUCUGCCGGCUCUCCUGCCGUCUCUCUCAUCUAUGUGGUGCGGAACGGCAGCGCGGCUCUGAAUGGCACCAUGGCCAGCAGUCUCCUGAGCCAGCUAACGGCCGAGCUGGUGGGCUACUUCCUCUUCUACCCUCCCCUCGUCACUGCAGAGCCAUUGGAGUACCAUAACCUCAACACCUCUGCAGCUACAAGGGACUACUGGGUAAUCACAGUCAUUCAGGACGUGGAUAACUCGUCUCUGGAGAGCCAGUACCAGAGCUUCGCCAGUCUGAUGGAGCAGCGGCUGGCAGAGCUCUUUGUGGUGGCGCAUCAGCAGGGCGGACGCAUCCGCAGAGCGGCCACUGCGGGCAGCUACACCGUGCAAAUGGUCAGCAUGAGGCGUGUUGCUGGAGCUAAGAACCCUGCAGAGCUGACCUACUAUGUCCAGAUGAAUGGCGUGCCAUUGGCCGGCACGUCGGCCGCCAAGGUGCUGAACACACUGGACUCCCAGACCAUGGCGCUCACCCUGGGGUACUUCGUGCAGCUGCAGGCUGAACCUGUGGUGAAGAACCCACACAACAACCUGUGGAUCAUUGCCGCAGUGUUGGCCCCCAUCGGCGUUGUGACUAUCAUCAUCAUCAUCAUCACAGCUGUGCUCUGCCGCAAAAACAAGAGUGACUUCAAGACCGACUCCAUCGGCAACCUGAACCCCCGUGCCAAGAGUGCUUACCGGAGGGAUGCCGGUUAUUAUAUUCAGCCAGUCCAGGGGUUUGACUAUGCCAAACAACACCUUGGCCAGCAAGGCGGCGAUGAAGAGACCUUGCCUGUCACCCAUGAGACCAAGGUCCUGCCUCUGCCCAUCAGAGACGCACCCCUGUCUCUGGAGAAAGUCAUUCAUCCAGAUGGCAGCAGCACCAAGAAGACUUUGUCCAUUGAAAUCAGGAAAAGCAGGUUGCCGAGCGAAGACGGCUCCGUCAUCAGCGACGAAUCAGCGGCGAAGCCCCACUCUGGCAGGGCCUCCACAGCGCCCAAAGUCCCGACGCAGCAGAAAAUGACAAAGGAGGAGACGCGGAAGAGGAAUGAUCCAUAUGACACCUCAUCAGGGUCCCUGCAGCUGAUCUCCAUCAAGCCAAUGGCAGCUCCGCCUACCUAUUCACACCCCGCCUCCUCCGACCGCAGCCAGGACUCUGCAAUCCUCAAUGGAGAGGUAAGCCUGGCUCUGAAGCAGAAGUCAGACAUUGAGCACUACAGGAAUAAGCUGCGUCUGAAGGCCAAGAAGAAGGGCUACUACGACCUGCCCCUGGCUGGGGGCAGCAGUGGCUCCAACGCUGUCAGUCAGAGGUAUGAGCGCGGCCACCAGAGGGCGCCACACGAGCAGGGCCGCCCCCUGGAGAACGAAGAUGAGCGCUCCUCUACCUAUGUUAAAUCCCACAGAAGACACUCCCAGGUGCGGCACCCUGCAUACCGUAGCAGGCAGUCCCUGAACAGCCCCAGCCCUGGGGGGACGGAGAUGGACCUGCUGCAUGCACACAGUCACACCCGCAACAGUGGCUAUGAUACCGAACCCGAGAUCAUCGAGGAGACAAAUGUGGACCGGCUGAUGAGCCACCGCAGCUAUGGUUACGGCCGGCAGGUCAAGGGUCACUCGGAGACGUCCACGCUGAGCUCGCAGCCCUCCAUCGACGAGGUGCGGCAGCAGAUGCACCUGCUGCUGGAGGAGGCCUUCAGCCUGGCCUCGGCCGGUCAUUCAUCCUCCACCGCCGGCCGCCACCACCACCCCCAAGCCCUCCCCCAGCACCCCCACAACCCCCACCACCAGCUGGGGCCCUACAACCCGGGGCCACCCAUACCCUACUCCGAGGUGGUGACCAGCGCUCCGGGCACCAUAAGCCGAAACCAAAGAGCGUUGCAGUGGGUGCCGGCCGGGUACGGGCCAGACCUGUACCAGUGCAGCCUUCCCAAGCCUGCGUUCAGGUUCACUCAGCUUCCUGACAUGGCUAUGGGGUCCCCCCCUCCUCCCAUUCCACCCAGAACAGGCCCUCCUGGGACAUCACUGAGGCGCUCUUCAUCUGACCUUGGGCCGAAGGCCCGGAGUGUAGAGUCCUCUGUCACUGACGUGCCGAGUCAGCAUGACAGCGCCCCCUACGUGCCAGUCAGCAGAGCCGUGCUCCCCUCAGUUACCACUGACCAGCCCCUGCCACUCAACCACUCAGGAAACCCAAUUUCCGCAGUCUAUGCCAUCCCAGCUACUCGCCCUGGCUACCCAGGAUACUUCCUGUCCACCCCACCGUCCUCCUACCACAGCCCGUCCUGGAUGUCCUACCCGCCGGAGCCUGAGGACGUGCCUCCACAGUGGGCUGAAUCUGUGCCGUUGCCAGGUUACGCCGAGGCUUUUCCGCACCCCCGCUACCCUCAGGGCAGCCCCCUGUUGCAGCACUACGGGCAGCCACCAUUAGCCCUGGGAGGCUUGGAGCGCCCCACGUCCGCCUCCACCGUGGCCUCUCAGCAGAGCCUAGCCGACCCGCUGGACCUCCCCGUGUCCGACAACCCCCUCACCAACCUCUCUACGUCCGCCUUGGUCAAAGCGAUCCGCGAGGAGGUGGCCAAGCUGGCCAAGAAGCAAACAGACAUGUUUGAGUUCCAGGUCUAGAGCUCCCUCUAGUCAGCAGAAGACUAAGCAGCAAGUUCUUUAAAAGGGAGAGACUGCUGCAGACCUGAGCAACACACAACACAGAACUCAGAGGUUUGUACAGAUUAAUGCGCUCCUGUUUGGGGUGAGCCGAAAAUAGUUACUGUAUCUCUGUUUGAAUUUCACAAUGUACUCGUUUUCUCGCAGAACAAACCUGUUGUAUGUCGAGCAUUUCAGUCAGCUUUAUUGUGGGCUGUCUUUGACUUUUGGCUUUUUCCCCAUUUGUUCAAUGGCAUUGUAAAAUAGCAUUCAAAUCAUAAAUGUGAUGUUUGGAACUGAAAGGAACUGACUUUCACACGAGAACCAAAGCAUUGCAAUGAAUUUAUACUUUCAACCUAUCAUCCAUCCGUUACUGAAUAUUUCAUAUUCAGUUAACACUUAAGUUUUCAUUUUGUUGUGAUUUAUAGACAUGCUAAUGUGCAGAAGCCUGAAUCAAAGGAUUUAUACUUUUCCAAUGCUAAUGGGGGUUAACAUUAAGAAUAAUUGAUUUUAAGAAAUUAUUACUGUAUAUCCUACAUUGUGUUUAAAUGGCUUUUCUGUCUUGAGUGUACAAAAUAAAAAAUGUUUGGGAAUCAAAAGAGAUUAAUUUAAUAAACUAUAGAGACUAUAAAUUAUAGUUUUGUGGAAGUUCAAAAAGUCUGAUAUGUUGACAGUUAAAUUUGGACCUUCCCCUAGUAGUUAGAAAAGUACAUUUCUUGUUUGACCAAGUGCAUGCAGCUGCAGUGUAUUUGACUCAAAGGCUUUUUCCACGUGCUGUCUUCUCCAUGUCCUAUAGGCUGUCCCAUAGUAAAUAUUUCUUUGCUUUAAAUUGUGAAUGUGUUGCAAAAGAGCGCACUCUUUGGAAAUGAUUGUAUUGUAACUCCCAUUAAGGUCAGUGGAAAUGCACUUUAUUUUGUAAGUAUAGAUCCAUCGUUUUCUGUUAAUCCUCUCAACAUUUAAAUGAAAAAGAUUUGUCUGGUGAUUACUGAAUAUUGCUUUGCAAAUGGUGAGCAAUAUUCAAAAGGCCUGAAGAAUAUGAUCUGUAGAUGCUGUGCUAUCUUGACACAUGGCCUAGAAUAAGGAUUUACUUGCUCUCUGUGAACUGGGGACUUAGAGAACUAACUGGCCUAAGUAGUGUAUUUUUUGAGAUGAUGCCUGCGCAGUGUAGUACUCUUGAAUGCAAAUUGUGCAGAUGUUUAGAAAGAUUGAUGUUUGCCAUGAGGGAGACUGUUCCUUUAAGACCCAUUUUUAACAAAACAGCUGAAUAUAUGUCAUUUAUACAUGUGGAUGGCUUAUACCGUCUGCAAGAAAGAUGGCCAUGGAAGAACGUGGCCACUUGAUUCACAAUGAAAUGGGGAAAAUGUCUUUGUGUUGUUUGUCAAGUGUCAUGUCACACGUCUUAUUUUCUCAGGUUCCCUUUUGGAACUUUCACACCAGUAUUGGUGUUGGUUUGUAAAUAGGUAAGAAAUCAAAUCAAUUCUUGAAGUUAUUUCACUCUUCAGCACUUUGCUGAUGGGUUAACUUUUUCCGUUAUUAUAGGAAUUUCAUAAUGAUGAUACUGUCAUACCUUGAGAUGGACAAUAUCAUAUCUGUUAGAAGUAAAGACUUUGAAUUGUUUUCUUCCUGUAUGCUGUACAUGGAUCUUAAAGCUGCUGUAGGUGGUCUACUGUUUGACACUCAAAAUGAUUGGCAUAUAGAUUUGCUCAUCUCAUUAGAGAGGUCAUGAUUGGUUAACAUAGCUGUACCAUAUUGAGAGUUUUGUAUCUGAUUACAGAGCACAGGAGAGUCCCAGACAUACAUUUCUCUCAUAGAGCUUAUUUUAAAGACAUAGCAAUAGCUGUCAGAAAGUAAAGACAGUGUCCUACCAAUAUCACUUACAACAGCUUUAAGGGAGACACUUGGUAAUUUGUAAGAGCCCAGAGUAAUGUUGAUUUUUAAUCUUCUUGAAACCAGUGAGCCAAUAAAAUGGACUGAAUGAUAA
Alosa alosa (allis shad) is the source of this 6490-nucleotide messenger RNA. Its product is annotated as KIAA1549-like b. Bases 358 to 4491 code for a protein of 1377 amino acids. The transcript is spliced from 23 exons. The record is from RefSeq and is a predicted model, not a curated record. Lineage: Eukaryota; Metazoa; Chordata; Actinopteri; Clupeiformes; Clupeidae.